AUGCGUGCUUCUUCUUCCCUCAUUGCACUGUCUCUCGCACUCGCCACAGCGGCUCAUCCUCACCACGAGCUCUCAGCCCGCGAAGUUGCUGCUCGCUCUGCCAUUAACAAGCGAUGUGCUGCACAGGCGGGAGCGUUCAUGAUGGCGCGCAAGAAGCGUUCGCUCAGAAAGCGUUCUCUGGGUGCUAGCAUCAUCCCUCGCGACACCACCGUAAACAUUACGACCGAAUCGCCACACUACACCACCAUCCAGAAUGAUACCUGCCUACUCGUACCUGAAGUCACUGCUGGACCCUACGUGUGGCCACGUAGCGAGACCCUUAGGCAAAACAUGGCUGAAGAUCAGGCUGGUAUCCCUCUAUACUUGGAUAUUGGUGUUCUGGAUGUCAACACUUGCGAGCCAGCACCGAACGUCUUAAUCGACAUGUGGCACUGCAAUGCAACCGGCAGCUACUCCUCCUUUACUGGGCUUAGUCCCAACACGCCUUUCGAGGAGCUUCUCGAUCAGCUGAACGUCACCAUCGGCCAGGGCGAACUUGAUCUGCACACGGAUGCCACUACUUUCCUGCGUGGAAUGUGGCCUACCGACGACAACGGCAUGAUGGAGAUGCAGACCAUCUUCCCCGGCUUCUACGUCGAAAGGGCCAUCCAUAUUCACGUCCAGGCCCAUACUGAAUGGACUGUUCGCACCAAUGGAACGAUUGUCACGUCCAACACCAGGGCCACCGGACAGAUCGGUUUCUCUGAAGAGUUGAGCCAGAAGAUCAUGGCACUCGCUCCUUAUUCGCAGCACACAGAAAUCGAGAGGACAACGAAUGAUGAGGACAGCGUCUUUACGGAAACUGUCGGGUCAGGCUUCGAUUAUGAGAUUGCAGUUGAACCAUUGGAUGGUGUCGAUGAGGCAAAUGGUAUGGUGGGUUACAUUACCUUUGGUGUGAAUAUGACUGCAACGAGCGGUUCAGGUGGCGUCGAAGAAGACAACAGAGUGGUGCCCGUGAGAGGCCGUGGGCUGCCCUUAUGGAGGAGGGACUGGAUGUAUCGUAGCGCUUAG
Paraphaeosphaeria sporulosa is the source of this 1050-nucleotide messenger RNA. RefSeq names its product aromatic compound dioxygenase. Gene Ontology annotation, molecular function: ferric iron binding; oxidoreductase activity, acting on single donors with incorporation of molecular oxygen, incorporation of two atoms of oxygen. The transcript has 3 exons. Lineage: Eukaryota; Fungi; Ascomycota; Dothideomycetes; Pleosporales; Didymosphaeriaceae. The coding region runs from base 1 to 1050 and encodes 349 amino acids. The record is from RefSeq and is a predicted model, not a curated record.